CAGAGCUGAAACCAUUUGGCCGAUCGCUGCUGCAGCGUGCCUGCCGCGCCUCCAGAUGGCGUGCUGAUGGCCGAUCCAGGCCGUGCUGCCUGGGGCGACUGGCAAGACUCGAGUUGGCAAGACCCGAGUUGGUCUAGCAGUUGGUCGUCACCUUGGGGCUGGAACUGGGGCUGGUCCUCCGGCUGGGCUCAGGAUGGCUGGCGCGGCCGGCAGGAGCCUACUUGGUCGACCUGGGGCUGGACUUCGGAGGAGCCCAGGUGGUCGAACUGGGACUGGCAGGCCUCCCAGGAGUCCAGCUGGUCAACUCGGGACUGGCAACGCCCUGAGGAGGCGAGCUGGUCGACUUGGGACUGGAAAGCGAGCCCGGCCGAGGAGCCCAAGUCAAACUGGGACUGGAAUGCGGAGACUGAGGAUCCCGUCCGGGCCAACAGAAGGGAGCAGGCAGAGGAGCCAGUGCCUGAACCGCUGCCUGCACCCUUGCCUGCACCCUCGCCGGCAACUGCAUACAGGGAGGAGCCAGAGGUUUAUGAUAUGCGCGGUUCGGCGUCAAGAGAGCUUGAGAAGCAGCCGGACGUUCAGGGAGGGGAAGUGGGAGAGGCCGUCCAGGACCCGUGGCUGCACUACAAGGAGGAGAAGGACACGCCCAGAGCCAGACCUCCAGAGGUGAGGCAAGCUCCAGUCCCAGCGCCCGUUCGGCAGAUCCCGCGGCGGCCUCGGGACCUCAGCGCCAAGAUCUUCGUUUCAGGUCUCAGCCUGGAUACAUUGCCGCAGACGUUGGGUGAGUACUGCCAAACGGUGGGAGAGGUACGCUAUGCCACUGUGUAUAUGGACCCCGACAAUGGCAGCUCCAAUGGCACCGGGAAGGUUGACUUCGAUUGUGAGGAAACUGCCCGCCGGGCCAUUCGUGACUUAAAUGGCACAACCUUGGACGGCUGCCAAAUCACUGUGCGGUCGCUGGCAGACGUGCCCAGCCACUUUUGGCAGCGUCGGGACACUGCCGGCUGCGCGGUCUUCGUGGGCAAUUUGGCACCUGAGUUGACCAGGGAAGACCUGCAGGCCUUUGCUUCGCAGGUGGGUGAGGUAGUCUUUGCGCGUGUCUUCAUCGACCGUCAGACAGGUCAAUCCAGAGGCUGUGGCAAGGUGGAGUUUUCCAGCGCAGAGCAAGCACUAGAAGCAGUGCACCAACUGAACGGCAAGACCCUGGGCGGCUGCGCUGUGAGUGUGGAGCCCAUGGCCACGGAUCGGCAGCCUUCCGCUCCAAACGUGCAGCGGACCGUUUUUGUGGGCGGCUUAUCGGCAGAGAUGGACGAAGGCUCUCUCUUGGAACUGGCGGCGCCCAUUGGCGCCGUAGCCUUCGCUCGGGUCUUCAGGGACCAGAGCGGCCGCAGCCGGAACUGUGGGAAGCUGGAGUUUGAGACUGAUGAGCAGGCAGCAGAGGCUCUGAAGCAGCUCGCGGGGAAGGAUUACAAGGGCCGCAAGCUUAGCGUGGAGCCCUUCGGCCAGGAACGGCAGUCGGAGCCCCGCCGCGAGCCACAGGUGGACGGACGCCAAGUCUUCGUGGCCGGACUGACUCCAGAUACCACGUCCGAGAUCUUGCGGGACUUUUGCUCAAUCACUGUGGGUGCCGUGGACAGUGCGCGGGUGUUCACAAAUCGUGAGACAGGCGAGUCCAAAGGCACUGGCAAGGUGGAGUUUGAGACACCGGAGCUGGCGCAAAAAGCUGUGCAGGAGCUGACUGGCCGGUUGCUGGACGGGAGCCGCAUCUCUGCGCGGCUCAUGGAGCCAGAGCGGCCCCGCACCCGCGAUGCGGCAGAGUGCCGGCUUUUCGUAGGUAAUCUGCCAGAUGAGGUCUCGGAGGCGCAGCUGCGGGAUCUUCUGGGACAGGCCGGCGAGGCAACAUCCUCCUCGCUCUUUCGCACUCCUCAGGGAAAUCUCGCGGGGCGUGCCGUGAUGGCGAGUGCAGAAGAGGCGCAGCGCGCAGUGAGCAUCCUGCACGACACCUUCUACGUGUCGAAGCGCAUCAUUGUACGUUUGGAUAGGGCGAGCGCGCCUGCGAAGCAGCCGCAGCUGGACGCCACGCUCUUUGUGGGCGGCCUGAGCUUCAAGACCACCAGAGAAGGCCUGCAGCAGCACUUUCGCCAAGUGGGGGAGGUGGUGCACGCCAGCAUCUUCCUGGACAAAGACACCGGCCAGCCCAAAGGCUCCGGGAAGGUGGAAAUGGCCUCGCCAGAGCUGGCGCGCGCAGCCUUGGCGCUAGACGGCGGCGAGCUGGACGGGCGCCCGGUCCACGUGAAACUGAUGGAGGCCAAGCCGCCUCCGAGAGCUCCUCCUGGCUUGCGGCCAGACAGUAGCUGCCAGCUUUUUGUGUCUGGCCUACUGCCAGAGACACCGGCGGAACUGCUUCGGGACUUCUGCGAGAGCUGCUUGGGGGAGAAGACGGUUGUGUAUUGCAACACCUUCACUCGGGAGUCCAAGGGCAGCGGGAAAUUGGAGCUUGCCUCCGCUGAGCUGGCCGACCGGGCCUUAAAGGAGCUGGAGGGUGCCAACCUGGACGGGGCCACUUUGAGCUUCCGCCGGCCAGGCACCCGGCAAGCCCCUGAGCCAGACGGGCGCACCGUCUUCGUGGGAGGUCUCAGUUGGGACCUGGACUCCGAUGGCCUCCGGGAUUUCGCCGGCCAGGUGGGAGAGGUAAGCUACGCGGCGGUCUUCAUCAAUCGGGAGACGGGCAAAUCCAAAGGCUCAGGCAAGGUGCAGUUCGCCUCGGCCAGCUCGGCCCAGAAGGCCGUGGAGGAGCUCAGCGGCCGGGAGCUGCUGGGCCGCGAGGUCUCCGUGCGAAUGAUGGAAGCACAUCCACGGAAGCCGGGGUGAGCGGAGCAACUAGGCCACUAGGCACCAACGGUGGCCGGAGUGAAAGGACUUGCAAGGGAAGUGGCAGAAUAGCUAUG
This is a messenger RNA of Effrenium voratum, 2945 nucleotides long. NCBI's taxonomy places the organism in Eukaryota, Dinophyceae, Suessiales, Symbiodiniaceae. The record is from the annotation of a GenBank genome assembly.